CCAAGGAGAGCACAGUCGUUUUUCUGAACUUAGUAGUGGAACAUGAACUCCUAUUGUACUAAGCCUGACUGUUACCGGUGCUUGUCCAUGCUUCACAUCCAUCCUGGUGGGGUAAAAGAGGAAAUCACGAUGUUGACACCCCCUCGCAGCACGUCUUCCCCCGAGGGCAGCCCGGCGAGGUCUUCCGGUUCCCCGGAACCGAUCUACCCCGAUAUGGGAUAUUCUACCCUACUCCUCGCUCAGUGGCUCCGGGGUGCUUAUCCGCCUCCGCCCGCCCAGCAGAUCCCACAGCCCCAGCACAAGCCGUACACCAGGCCGAAGAAACAGUUCAUCUGCAAAUUCUGCAACAGGCAGUUUACCAAAUCUUACAACCUGCUUAUUCACGAGAGGACCCAUACCGACGAACGCCCUUACUCGUGUGACAUCUGCGGAAAAGCUUUCAGGCGGCAAGAUCACCUCAGAGAUCACAGGUAUAUUCAUAGCAAAGAGAAACCUUUCAAAUGCGGCGAGUGCGGAAAAGGGUUUUGCCAGUCCAGGACCCUCGCCGUCCACAAGAUCCUUCAUCUGGAAGAGUCGCCCCACAAAUGUCCUGUCUGCAGCCGUUCUUUUAACCAGAGAUCGAAUCUUAAGACGCAUCUCCUCACUCACACGGAACCACAGCCGGAGCCGAGGCCGAAAAUGGGAUUCACCAUAGACGAAAUCCUCAGCCGAUAGUUUGCCGAUUGUCGUACGGUUCGAGUCUUCUAGUCAAAGCCGGUGGUUCUCCUCGCUCCUUACCUAUUUUAGAGUUCCUUCAGAAUCGUGGAUCAACCAAAGACGUUCGUAAAGUGAAAGAUCUCAUUUCAGUGCGGGGAGUUCAUUUAUAUAAUUUAAUCACUUGAUCUCAGAUUGAGUUUUUUUGUUCAAAUUGUAUAUUUUUUGAAGAAAAAAAGUAUAAUUUAAUAACUUGUACAGAAUGUAUAUUUUUUAAGCGAUAAACUGUUAUUUUAUAGCAUUAUAGUUCUUUUGCAAUAAUCGUCGCAGAUGAGUUAUACCGUAAACAGUAUUUUUUAUGUUAAAUACGUUUUUUUCACAAGAUGAAUGUAAUAUAUGUAUUAAAGUGAAUGAUUAAAUUUA
This is a messenger RNA of Cimex lectularius (bed bug), 1116 nucleotides long. RefSeq names its product protein sister of odd and bowel-like. Lineage: Eukaryota; Metazoa; Arthropoda; Insecta; Hemiptera; Cimicidae. Gene Ontology annotation, cellular component: nucleus. The record is from RefSeq and is a predicted model, not a curated record. The coding region runs from base 43 to 714 and encodes 223 amino acids. Gene Ontology annotation, molecular function: DNA-binding transcription factor activity, RNA polymerase II-specific; RNA polymerase II transcription regulatory region sequence-specific DNA binding. The transcript has 3 exons. Gene Ontology annotation, biological process: embryonic hindgut morphogenesis; embryonic pattern specification; embryo development.